Molecule: messenger RNA, 1979 nt
Organism: Rhincodon typus (whale shark)
Lineage: Eukaryota; Metazoa; Chordata; Chondrichthyes; Orectolobiformes; Rhincodontidae
Product: EGF containing fibulin extracellular matrix protein 1
Exons: 11
Coding region: 242-1576 (444 amino acids)
Molecular function (GO): calcium ion binding
Source: RefSeq, a predicted model, not a curated record
UGACACCCCUCUGCACUGACCUUGAAGGGUUUGUUAUUCGCUUUUCCGCUAUUAAUUCGGGGAUAGUGAUUAGCCUGUGAGCCUGCAGAGGGAGCGACACAACUGCCGCUGAACCUCCUCACAAUCUCUUCACAAUUACUGACAGCUCACACACUCAACACUGCUCUUCCAGCCAGUGAUUUAAAAAAAGUCAAGUUGACCAGGAGAUUUGUGAAGAUCUGCUUUUCUUUAAAGAUACAAGAUGUUGCAAUGGUGCCUGCUGGUUGCAUUUAUUUUCCAUACCAUAAGGUCACAGGAAAUCGAUGAAACCAUCACAUAUACGCAGUGUACAGAUGGUUAUCAAUGGGAUCCUGAAAGACAGCAGUGCAGAGAUAUUGAUGAAUGUGAGACCAUCCCAGAUGCUUGCAAGGGAGAAAUGAAAUGUAUAAAUCAUUAUGGAGGAUACUUAUGCCUGCCUAAAACAGCUGUUGUUUUCCUGAACAAUGUGACGACGGCUCCUCCUGUUGUUCCUGAUCAUGGUCCUGUUCCCACUCAACAGUAUGCAAUUUACCCUCACUUCCCACAGCGUCGAUGUCCAUAUGGAUUUACCCUUAAUGAACAAAACCAAUGUAAAGAUAUUGAUGAAUGUGCAUUAGGAAGUCAUAAUUGUGGUCCAGAACUAACCUGUGUAAACACAAGAGGUUCAUUUGCAUGUCGCUGCAAACCGGGCUAUCAAAAGCGUGGAGAUCAGUGUUUGGACAUUGAUGAAUGUAACGUAGCCACCUAUUGCCAUCAUGGAUGUGUCAACACACCCGGUUCCUAUUACUGUCAGUGCAACACAGGUUUUCAGUUGGCAAGCAAUAAUCGCACAUGUCGAGAUAUUAAUGAGUGUGAAACAAGUGCCCCGUGUGAUCACCAAUGCUUUAAUAUUGUCGGUUCGUUCAUCUGCCAGUGUGACCAAGGAUAUGAGUUAAAUCCAGACAAAGUGACAUGCAGAGAUAUCGAUGAAUGUGCCUACUCAAGCUUCAUGUGUCAGUACCAAUGUAUAAAUGAACCAGGACGAUACUCCUGCCUCUGUCCUGAGGGAUACAAACUCCUGGGUUCCAGAAUGUGCCAAGAUAUAAAUGAAUGUGAAACAGGAAAUGUUUGUCUGGAACAAGAGAAAUGUUGGAACUAUCAUGGUGGAUAUAGAUGUUAUCCUCGAAAUCCAUGCCACGAACCUUAUAAUCAGAUGUCUGAAAAUCGCUGUGUCUGCCCAGCAGCAAAUGCAGCUUGCCGUGACCAGCCUUAUUCCUAUGUGUAUAAAUACAUGAAUGUUCGAUCAGACAGAUCUGUCCCAUCUGAUAUCUUCCAAAUUCAAGCAACAAGUGUUUACCCCAAUACCUUCAACACCUUCCAGAUCAUCUCUGGAAAUGAAGGCGAGUUCUAUCUGAGGCAAACAAGCAAUGUGAGUGCAAUGCUGGUCUUAGUGAAGCCUUUAACAGGACCAAAGGAGUACAUCGUGGAUUUGGAGAUGUUAACAGUCAAUGCCGUAAUGAACUACCGGACUACCUCUGUGUUGCGGUUGACAAUAGUAGUGGGACCUUAUUCAUUUUAGUUAAUAUAACACAGAUAAGAAUAGCCAAAGUAAAGCAUUGAUUACCACAGCAAUUAACAUUUUGAUGUGUUUAUGUAAUUUGCUUUAUGAUUCAGUUUAACUUUCACAUUUGUAUUUUUGUGUCUUUUUGUACAAAGUGCCUUUAAUAGUGUGUGUAGAGAUAACUUACUGAAAUAACUAUACGUUACAAAUUAAUAUUUAAAGCUACAUAAAGUUCUAUAAUGUCUGCUUUCCAGCCCAAAAUUACUUAAUAUCAUGAUGUACAAAGUUGUUUUCUAAUCAAAUAAAAUGUAGUUCAUAUAUGAAUUUGUUGUAACAGAGUCAUAGAGAUCUACAGCACAGAAAUGGGCCUUUCCACUCAUUCUGUCAUUCUCUUUGAAAUAAUUUUACUACCACUAAAUAA